UGUGCAAUAAAAAGAAAUGCAGAAACGGCACUGGCAGCAAAAGGGUAAACCAUGGCUGCGGAUGUUCCCCACGAGGGGGCUCGUUCAAACCAGGGCCAGACUGACAACUCAUGGGGCCCCGGGCAAUAAGGAAUCAUGGGGCCCCUGUGUCCUUGCCCAAACUCAAAAAAGCCUAUGAAAAAGGUACCAGGGGCAUCUCAUGGGGCCCCCUACUGACCCCGGGCCCUCGGGCAUUGCCUGAGUUUCCAAAUGGUCAGUCCGCCCCUGG
Molecule: messenger RNA, 268 nt
Organism: Staurois parvus
Lineage: Eukaryota; Metazoa; Chordata; Amphibia; Anura; Ranidae
Source: the annotation of a GenBank genome assembly